Messenger RNA from Malus domestica (apple), 2590 nucleotides. RefSeq names its product ankyrin repeat-containing protein At2g01680. Gene Ontology annotation, molecular function: protein binding. The record is from RefSeq and is a predicted model, not a curated record. Lineage: Eukaryota; Viridiplantae; Streptophyta; Magnoliopsida; Rosales; Rosaceae. Gene Ontology annotation, cellular component: plasma membrane.
AAAUAAAAAGGAAUCUUAAGCUCCCCAGUCAACCCCCUCCCACCCUCCACAAAUCCACAUGAUGCCCUCCCACUUUACAGUCCUACACCUUCAGAUUAAUCUCUGGACAUAUUAAUAAACAUCAUUAAUCAAUCACACCUGGUACUCGUUUACAGGAAUACCUGGUCGGCUCCUCCUCCUCCACCCUCCAUUGAUGAACCCAAACAGAGACUUAUCCAAAGACUGAAUCUUUUCAAUCACGAUGGACUCAAAGUCCGUGCUUUUCCUGACCCACCAAUCCUUCUUCACCGCCGUCCGAUCCGGCGACCUUGCGGCGCUGAGUCGGGUGGUGGAGAAGCUCGCCAAGGACGAGCCCUCCUCAAAUGGGUCGCUGGUAUCUGAUCUGAUGGCGAUGCAGAACGACGCCGGUGAGACUGCGCUGUACAUGGCCGCGUACAAUAAUCUGGAGGAGGUGUUUGGUUACUUGCUCAAGCUCUGCGGUGUCGAGGUUGUCAAGAUCAGGUCCAAGCUUGAUAUGAACGCCUUUCAUGUCGCAGCUAAGCGUGGCCACUUGGGUAUUGUGAAGGCACUAUUGGGAAUCUGGCCUGAGCUUUGUAAGCUGUGUGACUCGUCAAACACUAGCCCUCUUUAUUCAGCUGCCGUUCAGGACCAUUUAGAUGUAGUCAGCGCCAUCUUGGAUGCCGACAUCAGCUCACUGAGGAUCGUAAGGAAAAAUGGUAAAACUGCAUUACAUACAGCUGCAAGGUAUGGCUUGCCCCGUAUUGGGAAAGCACUUAUAGAACGAGAUCGAGGAAUAGUCUGCAUAAAGGAUAAGAAAGGUCAAACUGCACUUCAUAUGGCCGUAAAAGGUCAGUGCACUCCAGUUGUAGAGGAGAUAUUGGAUGCUGACACUUCUAUACUGAAUGAACGUGACAAGAAGGGCAACACAGCUGUGCAUAUAGCCACAAGAAAAUGCCGUCCAGAGAUAGUGAGUGUUUUGCUGAGCUAUAGGUCUAUUGAUGUCAACGCCAUAAAUAAUCAUUACGAAACUGCAAGGGAUUUGGCAGAUAAACUACCGUACGGAGAAUCUAGAUUAGAAAUUACAGAAGCACUAGCGGAAGCUGGUGCCAAAUAUGCAAAACAUGUUGGCCAAGUGGAUGAAGCAAUGGAGCUGAAGAGAACUGUGAGCGAUAUCAAGCAUGAGGUGCACUCACAGCUCAUGCAAAAUGAAACAACUCAGCGGCGAGUUUCUGGCAUUGCCAAAGAACUAAAGAAGCUUCAUAGGGAAGCUGUCCAGAACACUACCAAUUCUAUCACAGUAGUUGCUGUUCUGUUUGCAUCGAUAGCUUUCUUGGCCAUUUUUAACUUGCCUGGCCAAUAUGUAAAGUCUGGAACGGAAGCAGGGAAGGCUAACAUAGCCGAUGAAGUUGGUUUCAAAUUGUUCUACCUGUUGAAUGCCACAUCUCUUUUCAUCUCGCUAGCAGUUGUUGUGGUUCAGAUCACUUUGGUGGCCUGGGAAACUGGGGCUCAGAAGCAAGUCGUGUCAGUGGUGAACAAACUAAUGUGGGCUGCCUGUGCUUGCACCUGCGGGGCAUUUCUGUCGAUAGCUUUUGUGGUGGUCGGAGAAGGGAGUUCAUGGAUGGCUAUUACCAUAACCGUUGUGGGAGUGCCCAUCCUUAUUGGAACUCUUGCAAGCAUGUGCUACUUUGUUUUCAGACAUCACUUUGGGGCUUUCCGGCGGGACUCUCAGAGGCGCAUCAAACGGGCCAGUGGAAGCAAGUCCUUCUCGCGGUCCUUCUACUCGGCAAAUAUCUCAGAUCUUGAUGAUGAAUAUAACUCCGACCGUGAAAAAAUCUACGCUUUGUAAACACGGAUACACCAUGUGGGGAGUUGUUUACUUGUUUAUCUGUCGAAGUAGCAGUUAAUGUUCAUAUUUGAAGAGGUGCUCGGCUGUAAUCUUUGCGCGCGCCAACGGUAAUAAACAGUUGAUUGAAGAUUAUGUAUAUUGUACUUGUAACUACUGAUCACAUUCGAUCAAGACUUCCGCAGCUCCCUAACGAAACCAUUUUAUAUGGUUUCACAUACUUCCAUGGCUACCGACCAAGUCUCUGAUGCACUUCAAGUGCGUCUGCAAGUCCUGGUCCUUUACAACCACAGGCUACUGCCACUUUCCCCCUCACUGGCCGAAGUCAGUUUACCAUAUCAGUCCUUGGCAUACGAUCCACACGGGCAAGCUCUGCAUUCAGUCUUCUCCGCCGCGAAUCCAGGCAACGGUUCAUAUUUAUAAUACGAUGAUCAAUAAUCUUGGUAGAAGUUCAAUUGUGUUGCCUGAACAGAUAUGCCUGAAGGAGGAUGAUGCUCGGUUGAGUUUAGUUGCAAGAGAAGAUGGCGUAAACAUAAUAUGAAGGAAAUAGGAUUUGGACUUGUGCUGUUGUUGCAAUCGUUGAUCACGCUUUUGAACAUCUUCUUCUUGUUUCCUCUAAUCGUGUCAAUUUUCCGUGUGAUUUCUUUGCUCACGACAAUAUUAUGUAUUUGUAGCGGUUUGAUAUGGCCUUGUGAUUUUAUGUUGCAAAAUGUUAUCGAUGUGUUGUGAAAGUAUCUUUAUGAAUAA